UGUGUUUGUAUUUUAUCUGUGAGAGUUGUAUGGUUCUCUAAUUUUAUUUAUCGCGGGCAGAAAUAUUUAACUUUUGUUUUUUGUAAAAGCUAAAUAAGUUUCUACGAUAAUAAUGGCAGACCCAGGAAAGGGUCGAGGUCGAGGCUUGGCCUUGCUCCAGGCCCUUAAGUCACAAAUUAUGGAAUCGCCACCAGCGUCUGAAGUGCCAAUUCCUGAACCCACACCAGCACCAAGUGUUGCACCUAGUGUGGUUGGUUCAACUAGUACCAGUUUAGGUGGGAGGGGUAAAAUGGCAGCUAUGUUACUUUCUAAAAUGCAGCAGAAACCAGGAGAUGCAACAUUCAGCCCAGCAUCAGAUGUAAAACCCCCCCUAACCUCCGUUACAGUUGGUAGGGGUGUUGGACGUGGAUUAAGUCUUCUAAAAAGUUUAAAAGCCUCACAAGCUGCGCAAUCACCUCCGAGCCUUGUUGAUAGUGAUGUUGAUAGUUUGACAAAGAAAAUGGCUUCCAGUACAGUAUCAACUGCAGCAACUUCCUCACAAACUUUAGUGGGGAAAAAUAAAUACUUUAAAGAAGUCAAAGAUACUCCACCAGUAGUUAAGAAAGGUGAAACAGGAACCCCUUGUGAAGUAACAGCUAAUUUCAUCUAUUUAAACUUUGAAGAGAACAAUGUUUUUGAAUAUGAAGUCAGAUAUGAUCCAGAUCAAGAUUAUAAGCACCUGCGCUUUAAGCUAUUAAAUGAGCAUAAUCACUUUUUUAAAGAAAAGACGUUUGAUGGCACAACAUUAUAUGUGCCGCACAUGCUACCAGAUGAAGCACUUAACCUCGUUUCAACUAACCCUUUUGAUGAAAGUAAAGUGAAUAUAAAUAUAAUAUUCCGCCGUACACGUCGUCUGAGUGAGAUGAUACAAAUAUACAACGUGCUAUUCAAGCAUAUAAUGAAGGAUUUACAACUGGUUCGCUUCGGACGGCAGCAUUUUAACGAGCACGCUGCGAUACAGAUACCUCAGUACAAGCUAGAAGUAUGGCCUGGCUAUGUGACAGCGGUAGACGAAUACGAAGGAGGUCUGAUGCUGACGCUGGACUCCACCCACCGCGUGCUCCGGACGCAGUCGGUGCUCUCGCUGAUCAAGGAGACCGUCCAAGCUGAAGGCGCUAACUGGAAGAGGGCAAUGUCAGACAAGUUGAUAGGCUGCUCAGUUAUGACUACGUAUAAUAAGAAACUCUUUAGAGUAGAUAGUAUAGAUGACUCCAUGAAUCCAAGAUCGACAUUCGAAAAGAAUGAGAAAGGUGAAAUGGUGAAAAUUAGUUACAUAGAGUAUUAUAAGAAGAAUUAUGGAAUUGAUAUUAUGGAUGUUGAUCAACCAAUGCUUAUUUCAAGAGAUUCUAAACGAAUGCCAGGAUCAGAAAAGCCAACUGACUUCAUGAUAUGUCUUGUGCCAGAACUUUGCCAGCUUACAGGACUCACUGAUGAUCAGAGGAGUAACUUCAGACUUAUGAAAGAUGUUGCUACAUAUACACGUAUAACACCUAAUCAACGGCACGCAGCGUUUAAAAAGUACAUCCAAAACGUUCUUAACAACGAGACAGCGAAAAAUCGUCUAAAAGGAUGGGGUCUCACCAUAGCACAAGAGACGAUCAAUUUAACAGCCAGAACUCUACCACCAGAGACAUUAUACUUUGGCAAUGACGUUAAAGUGCCGGGUAAGCCUAAUGCUGAUUGGAAUGGAGAUGUCUCGCGGAAUGCUGUGAUGCAAGCCGUUGAUAUAAUGAGAUGGGUGCUCUUGUAUACCGACAGGGAUAAACAAGUUGCAACGGAUUUCGUUGAAACAUUAAAACGGUGUAGUCGUCCAAUGGGUAUAAAUGUAUCCAACCCGGACUUACUCCGUCUGCCCAAUGACCGAACAGACACCUAUGUCAUGGCUCUCAAGAAAUGCAUCACAUCUCAUUUACAACUAGUCGUCGCCAUAUCGCCGACUAUGAGAGACGAUCGUUAUGCUGCCAUUAAGAAAAUUUGCUGUGCAGAUAACCCAGUCCCCUCACAGGUGAUCAACGCCCGGACGCUCAUGAACAGCCAGAAAAUUCGAUCCAUAACCCAGAAGAUCUUGCUGCAAAUGAACUGCAAGCUGGGCGGCACGCUGUGGAACAUCAGCAUCCCGUUCAAGACGGCCAUGGUGAUCGGCGUCGACUCCUACCACGACGCCGCCCGCAAGCGCCGCAGCGUGUGUUCCUUCAUAGCGUCGUACAAUCAGACCAUGACCCACUGGUACUCGAAGGCCGUGUUCCAAGAGCGCGGGCAGGAAAUCGUCGACAGUCUCAAGUCCUGCCUCGUCGACUCGCUCAAGCACUAUCUGCGAGUCAACGGAAGAUUACCCGACCGGAUCAUUAUAUACAGAGACGGAGUCGGAGAUAGCCAAUUGAAGCUCGUCCAGCAAUAUGAGAUUCCUCAAAUGCAGAUCAGCUUCUCCCUCGUCGGCGAGACUUACAAACCUACUCUUACGUACGUCGUUGUACAGAAAAGGAUCAACACGCGUAUAUUCAUGAAGACUGGAAAAGAAUUUGCUAAUCCCCACCCGGGAACCGUCGUUGAUCACGAUAUUACUAGACGAGAUUGGUAUGACUUCCUAAUAGUAUCACAAAAGGUUAACCAAGGGACGGUCACACCGACCCACUACGUUGUAGUCCACGAUGACAGUGGAAUGACUCCAGAUCAGUGCCAACGACUGACAUAUAAAAUGUGCCAUUUGUAUUACAACUGGCCUGGCACCGUUCGAGUGCCGGCACCGUGCCAGUACGCACAUAAACUUGCAUAUCUCGUGGGUCAGAACGUACACCAGCAGCCGUCUGAAGCACUAGCCGACAAACUAUUCUUCUUGUAGGUUUUAUUGAUAUUUAUAGUAAGUAAGUUUAGCAUUUAAUUAUAUCGCUGUUAUUGACAUUAAUGAUAUAAAAAUAAAAAAAAAAUACUUCAAAAAUUCAAAUGAAAUGUUCGUAAUUAAGACAUUGUAUUCAUUGCAAACAUUUCAUUUGAAUCUGGUUCAACAAACAAUACUAGUAGAAUUGUGAACUUAAACAUUUGAAAACUCUUAAAAAUGAUUUGAACUUAUCAAUCUUAAGGCUUUCCUUAUAAAAAUUGUAAGCAAGUAUUUAGAUGAACGCUGUCAUUCAAACUCCCUUUCUCUCUUUCUAGCGUCAUAUGUUUGAUAUUCGAAAGAAAGAGACAGCAUCGUUUGACUAAACACUCCUUUAAACAAUGUUAUUUAUAUAAUUAUGUAACCGGUUUUAAUCAGUUUAAUUGUAGUUCUUAGGAUUGUUAAAUAUAAUUUGUUUUAAUGUUUUGUGUUUAAAAACUCUUUUGUUUUUUAAAUCUGUAAUAUUAUUGAGAGAUUACAUUAUAAUUAAAAUUUUUAUAACAUAUAUAUAUGUUAAAACUUACAUUUUAUAAAAAAAUAUAGUAGUUAUGUGAUUGAUAUGUCAAUAACAGUGAUUAAUAACUAAGUACAAAUAUGCUGUACAUACACAGAGUAUUAUAUUUUUAUAUGAAUAUUUCAAAACAAUUUAUCUAUAGAUAUAGAUAAGUAUUUUAUAAACAAGAGAUUUGUAGAUUAUCAAUCUUAUAAACGCAAUUUAGCAGGUGUUUGGAAACUAAUGUCCUCUCUUUCUUGUUACAAUUGUUUUGACAUUUGAAAGAAGAAACACCAUUGUUUAACUAAACACCCCUAAACAAAAGUUAUAGGUUGAAUACGUUAAGUAUGCACGGUUAGUUAGUCAAAUAUGUUUAUUUUUGUUAACAUAUCGUCCAGUUAUAAACUGAGCUAUUCUAUGAGAACUCACUUCGUAUCUCACUCACGUUGAUACUUUAAAUGGUAUUAUUAUAAUCGCCCAAUAUCCUAUAUAAUAUUCUGACAUUUCACGAACGUGUUUAAGGUGAUUUUUCGUUUCGUUCUUAAAUAGCCUCAUUGUUAAGUGACUACCCGUGGUAGGGCCGUAUGAAUGCUAUUUCGGUUAGAUCGGGAUGAAAAAUGUUCGUUCCUAUAUUUAGUGGCGCAUCGACGGUGUUAAGAAUGGUAACUAUACUAUAAUGGUGACCAUCACAAUGGUGACACCUUCCCCCUGGAUGUCCAUUUGCUAGUCUCUCUCCCAAUUUCAACUUUUUUUUCAAAUCUAUCUUUAGUGGUUUUUUUGUCAUCAUCCCACCUUUUAAAUAUAAUUAUUAUUUUUAAGUUUUAAACAGUCAAGAUUUUGUUAUGAAGGAAGAGUGAGAAGCGUGCGUGUGUUUGUAUUUGGCCUAUAUUAAUAUACAAAAAACAAGAUUAUAUAAUUAUAGUCAGAUCCAACUAUUUUUAUUAUAAAUGAUUAUAUAAGUUCGAUUUCGUGAAUAUACUGAGUUAAAUAGUUGUCUAACUCUUAACAGGAUUGACCAUAGACUAUAUGUUAAAUUUUUGCCAUUAAUUUAUCUUCAUCAUGUGUGGCCGUGGCUUUACUUAUGAUUUAACAAUUCUCGUAUUUUGUUGGUUUAUUGUCAUUCUUAAGUAACAAACACUAUGUUGUCUUCGAAUAUUUUAAUUUUGUUAUUUAACAGUAAUCUUCGUUUUUAUGAGUAAUUAAUGUCUAAGCUCAAAAAAACACUAGCCAUUAGAAUAAAGUAAAAAUAAACAUAAUUAGUUUGUAGGAAACUCUUUCAAGAUUGCAACUGGACAAAUCUAAUAAAAUUAAGAUAACUUUUGACUUUCGAAACAAAAGUCUUACUACGGGUCUUAAAACGGAUUUAAUAAAAACUUUAAGAGUGUUGAUAAUUAACUAGAAUGUUCUUCUCUCAAAGACUGCUUAUAAAAAAUCAAGAUAAUAGACAUUUAAUUUCAUUUAAGGAUUUGAACUGAUAUCCAAAUUCAAUAACGUAAUCUAAUGAACAAGAUAUCUCUUAAUAUAAGCGUUGAUUUAUUUGUUAACUUGUUUUCGCCCGCGUGGUAUGUACGUUAGGUUCCUUAGGGUUCAAACUGGCUUCGUACCAAGUUUCAGAGGUCUAGCCGAGAAAUCGUAACAGACAGACAUAUAUAAUUAGUCUCGCAUUUAUGAUAUUUGAUAAGAUAAAAUUACUUUGUUACAAAGAACAAUUAGGAAAUUUUAUCUUUAUAAAUAAUAAUUAAAAUAUAUUUAUGUGCUAUAACGAAAGUAUGACUAUAAAAUAUCGUGAUACGACAAAAGCAAUAAGUUAUAUGUAGUUUGCCUAUAUGUGUAAAUAACGAAUCGUAUUUCCGUUUAUUUACCAGACAUUAUAUAUUAAGGUUUUAGAUUUCAAGAUGGCACUUGGUGGUAGGGCUUUAUAUAGAUAAAAGGGUAUAUACCACUGUACCACCCACUCAUCGUAUAUACAACCGCUAAACCCAUACCACCAAGUAAAUAUCAAUCAAAAUGAAAAUCGUUUUUUAAAUUAAUGUAUCUAAUUUUAAUUGUGAAAUAAUCACUAAGACAGACAAUUUGCAACAUGUUCAAUCAUACACUGCCACUAGACGGUUUAAAAAGGGGGUGGGGGGGUGAAUGCCAGAUUACUGAGGUUCUACUGUGGUAUUACCCAUGUUCUAAGGAAAUGAAAGAUAGUGCUUAGGCAUUUGAGUUGGGACUUCGUGUAAGGACCGUGGUUAGCGCAUCGAAUGGGCCAAGAAAUAGUUUAAAAUUAGGUGCCCACUGGUCAUGACUCUGUCCAUGUGUCGAUCUACUUUCCUUUUCUUAGUAAAAAUUAAUUAAUCUAUAUGUAAUAUUAAUCUCAAGUCAGUUUUUUCUCUGUGUACUUUUAUGUUUUAAUUAUAAGAAUUGUAAAAACCAACUGUGAUUUUAAAAUUGUAUGUGUACCUGUUUGCUGUAAUCGUAAAGGAUGCUGGUCUCGGGUACCACGUGUAUCGUUUAAUUAAUAGCAAUAGUUUGUUAACGUUUACAUCUUAACAGCGAAUA
Messenger RNA from Vanessa atalanta (red admiral), 5948 nucleotides. RefSeq names its product piwi-like protein Ago3 (gene Ago3). Lineage: Eukaryota; Metazoa; Arthropoda; Insecta; Lepidoptera; Nymphalidae. Gene Ontology annotation, molecular function: piRNA binding; protein binding. Gene Ontology annotation, cellular component: P granule. Gene Ontology annotation, biological process: regulatory ncRNA-mediated gene silencing. The transcript has 17 exons. The record is from RefSeq and is a predicted model, not a curated record. The coding region runs from base 113 to 2878 and encodes 921 amino acids.